Acanthochromis polyacanthus (spiny chromis) is the source of this 1224-nucleotide messenger RNA. RefSeq names its product ras-related protein Rab-33B-like. Gene Ontology annotation, molecular function: GTP binding; GTPase activity. The transcript has 3 exons. Bases 259 to 987 code for a protein of 242 amino acids. Gene Ontology annotation, biological process: Rab protein signal transduction. Lineage: Eukaryota; Metazoa; Chordata; Actinopteri; Pomacentridae. The record is from RefSeq and is a predicted model, not a curated record. Gene Ontology annotation, cellular component: Golgi apparatus; endosome.
GCCAUGUGCUGACAUGAAAACUCUCCACCCUCCAAAUGUAAUCAUUAACAAAUGAAACGCUGGCAGGGAAACGCCAAAGUUGCCUCCUCUUCCUUGAAUGCUGUGGAGUUUCCAGGGAGCUUUUGAGCUGCAAGUUUGCACGGAGCCACCGAAACAAUUCGUGGUCGUCCAGGAGUUUAGUUCAGACGUGAUAACGCUGCAUCUUUGGAGAAAGAGAUCGUAGCUCAGCGGGGUUUGGACACUUUGUAGUUGCUGUAAAUGGAGUCAUCUCUUGAGUUUUCCAGCUCUCUGAGCAGUGUGUCCUCAUUGCUAACCCGCUGUCGGACAUUCAAAGUGCUGGUGAUCGGAGACUCCGGGGUGGGGAAGACUUGUCUCACACACCGACUGUGCGCCGGAGAGUUUCCCAGCAGACCGGAUGCCACCAUCGGCGUGGAUUUCCGAGAGAGACUGCUUGAUGUGGACGGAGAGAAAAUAAAGCUCCAGCUCUGGGACACGGCAGGACAGGAGCGUUUUCGUAAGUCCAUGGUGCAACACUACUAUCGUAACGUCCACGCCGUGCUCUUCAUUUAUGAUGUCACCUGCCCUGCCAGCUUCACUGGCCUCGCCGCCUGGUUAGAAGAGUGCCGGCAGAACUCCCUCGGUCAGGAAAUACCCAGGUUCCUGGUGGGGAAUAAGAGCGACCUCCGUGAUCCCAGCAGGACCGGCAGCCAAGUGAACCAAGAGCAGGCCAUGAGCUUUGCCAAAUCCCACGGCAUGAUGUUUUUUGAGACGUCUGCGAAGAAGCCGCCGAAGAAAUGCACAAAAGGAAGACGAGGUGAUGGGGAGGCGCUGUAUCAGCAGGACAAGGUGGAGGAUGUCGUCACCGCUGUUGCUGCCAAACUGAAGAGACAGAAGAAACCCUCAGUGACAAACACACUGACAUACUCGGGGUCAUUUAAAAUCGGGAACAAGAUAAAACCAGAGAAGGACCUGUGGAACUGCUGCUGAGAGAAAAGAGAAGGUUGUGACUUUUUAGCUGUUUAUAUGCGAGUUUAUGAGAAGGACCAUGUGCAGAUUGUUCAUUUUUGACCAAAGAUCAGGAAACGUUUACAUGUGAAAUACAAUCGUUUCCACACAGAACUUUGAUACUUGGGUGAGAUGAACUUCUUGGAAAUUUUCUGUGUAUUUGUCAUCUUAUUGUUUACAAUAGCUGCAAAAUAAAAUACUGUGAAUGUAAACCUUCAA